Myotis daubentonii (Daubenton's bat) is the source of this 2209-nucleotide messenger RNA. RefSeq names its product V-set and transmembrane domain containing 4 (gene VSTM4). Gene Ontology annotation, cellular component: membrane. The record is from RefSeq and is a predicted model, not a curated record. NCBI's taxonomy places the organism in Eukaryota, Metazoa, Chordata, Mammalia, Chiroptera, Vespertilionidae.
CGGCUCAGCGUCACAGCGCAGGCGGCGGCGGGGAGAUGCGGCUGCUGGCGCUGGUGGCGGCCGCCUUGCUGGCGCGGGCUCCGGCCCCGGACCUCUGUGGGGCCCUCAACGUGACCCUGUCCCCGGGGCCCGUGGCUGACUUCCUGGAGGGGGACAACGCCACUCUCCUCUGCCGCGUCUCCCAGAAGAGGUGGGGGAACAGCUUGCUGGCCGUGCGCUGGUUUUUUGGGCGCCCCAACUCCAAGGUGUCCUUGAUGGUGAGGAGGAGCAAGCACGGGGCGGUGAAGUACUACGGGAAGUUCCACAACAGCUCCUCCCAGCAGCGGCUGCGCCUCUGGGAGCAGAGGCAAGGGAGGCUCCACAAUUACUCGCUCUCUGUUCUGACCCUGCGGCCAGCGGACCAAGGGCACUAUGUCUGCAAAGUCCAGGAGAUCAUCCAGCAAAGGAAAAGGUGGACGAUCCUGUCCAACAGCUCCGCAGAGACAGAACUGAGAGUGAUUCCCCUCAAAGCUUCUGAAGACUCAUCCUUUGGGAAGACGGGGACGUGGGCAUUUUUUGCAGAUCUCUACGUGUGUGCCGUGCUCCUGUGCUGCCUGGGCAUCCUCAGCGUGCUGCUCUUCACCCUCGCCAUCGCCUGGCAGUCUGUGCUCAGCAAGAGGAAACCCAGAGUGAGAAAAUAUUUGGUGAAAUGCCCUCAGAACAGCUCAGGGGAGACUGUCACCAGCGUGACCAGCUUGGCCCCCUUGCAGCCCAAGAAGGGCAAGAGGCGGAAGGAGAAGGCUGACGUUCCUCCCGAAGUCCCUGCCAAAGCUCCCACAGCCGCCACGCCCCACAAGCUGAAGCUGCUGAAGCCACAAAGGAGAGACGCCCUGCCGCGGAUUGCCGAGGAGAACCUGACCUACGCCGAGCUGGAGCUGACCAAGCCCCCGCGGACAGCCAAGGGCAUCCCCACCAGCACUGUCUAUGCCCAGAUCCUCUUCCAGGAGAACACGCUGUAGCCCGUCCUCUUCCGUGGUCCUGUUCAACUCUGCCACCCAGUUAUUUAUGAGCCCUUGGAAGCGAAGUCCUUGUUUUUGCAUUUUCACUUGUGCCUUCUGUGAGGCGGGGAUCCCUCUCUUAGGGCGUUCCGGUGCCUUUAGAGGUGCCGGGCUCCUCCCCUCAAGAGUGGGGCCCUGGCCCGUGGACAAGUCUUCUGGGACAGUGUUUUCUGGGUAUCCAAGGAGAUGCUCUGCUGAGCCAACCCCCUUCCCAGUUUCAGCUUCUUCCUCUGGAUUUUAAUUUUUACUUCUUAAUAUUAAUCUUUUAUCUUCCUGUGUCUGUGAUAUUAAGCUCGUGGUAUAUAGUAUAGCUAGAGGAAUGCCACUAUAGGCCAAGGCGUGAGUGGUAGAUAUGGACUGAUUGGUUUUCAGAAGAUCAGACAGCCUUGCCAGGGCCCCCAGAGCAGAGCAAAUGGCUUAUUGCCCCCAGUUACUCCACAAGGCGCCCUUGUAAACAGAUGCCCUGACCCUGCGAUUUAAGGGGAGACAGGCAUGUGGUGGGGAAGUCUGAGGUCUAAUGGACAACGAACUGUCUCUGACGCCCCCACCACAGACAAGCAGAGCCCUGCUACGGGCCCACCCCUGCGGCAGCAUGGACCAGCCCUGCACAGAAAUAGGCAUCCUCCAAAAAGGCCUUACGCUUUUCCAGAGGAGCAGGGGCUGCCAUCCUGACACCGAGGAAGCGGCCUCCGGGAUCUGGGCCGAGGCCACCACUCCGACUGGAUGUCUACUCCCUGGAGCGCGGUGUUGCCAGGCCCUCAGGGUGGAGCUUCGCAGAGCAAGUCCAGGGAGGAGGGCCUGUGGCUAGACAGUGCUCAUGUGUCUAGGGAGCGUGGGAAGUGCAUGCCCUGGGAAGGCGGUCCUAAGGACCCUACUGUGCAAAGGACCUUGCCCUCCUGAACCUGCGUGCACUUCCUGGUGGGUUUGGGUGGGGGUCCGGCAGGAUCGUGUGGCGUAGUUGCCCAGGGCCUCACUGAAGACGACUCGUUCUCGCGAGGGCCAUCCUGCCAACCGUGUGGUUAAGGACACUGCUUUCUGCGUGAGUGCGCCCUGGGUUACUAUUGCCCAUGACAGACAUUGUUUGGUUACGUAUGGACCAUGUACAUGUGAUAAAUUACAUACUUUAAACACAGCCUUGAGUGUAAGCGGUGCCCCUUGUGCAGCCAUGUGAA